Molecule: messenger RNA, 543 nt
Organism: Racocetra persica
Lineage: Eukaryota; Fungi; Glomeromycota; Glomeromycetes; Diversisporales; Gigasporaceae
Source: the annotation of a GenBank genome assembly
GAGCAGGAAGUAGAGCAAAAGAGAUUAGAAGCUGAGAUUAGGAGUAAUUUAAUUAGAGAACAAGGGGAGAAGAUAAGGGGGCAAGAGAAGCAGAUUAGUAAUUAUCAGCAAUUAUUAAGAACUGCUGAAAGUAAUCUUAAAAAGGGACAAGAAUUGCUAAAUAAGAAAGAAAAAAAAUUGGAGGAGUUGGAAAAAGAGAAGAAUUUGAUUGGGGAGGAAUUAUCUUUAGCAAAUAGCAAAAUCCAAGAGUUAGAAUCGACCUUGUUGGCGGCCAAUGGUAAAAUCUCGCGAUUAGAAGCAAAAAUCAAGGAAUUAGAAAGCAAACAGGAAAAUUCUUCCGAGUUAGAAAGGUUGAAAAAAGAACUUGCGACCGAGAAGCAAAAAAGUCAGCAGGAGAAAUCUAAACAUAUUCAGGAGAUAAAUCGUUUAAAAAGUGAGUUGACUGCCACGAAGAAGCGUGAGGAGGAGUUGGCGGAGAAGAUAAAGGAGUUGGGGAAAACAAAGCAAAAAGCAGUCCAAAAUACUGAAACUGCUUCUUUUUGA